This is a messenger RNA of Cannabis sativa, 2187 nucleotides long. RefSeq names its product isochorismate synthase 2, chloroplastic. Bases 208 to 1941 code for a protein of 577 amino acids. The record is from RefSeq and is a predicted model, not a curated record. Gene Ontology annotation, cellular component: plastid. Gene Ontology annotation, biological process: phylloquinone biosynthetic process. Gene Ontology annotation, molecular function: isochorismate synthase activity. Lineage: Eukaryota; Viridiplantae; Streptophyta; Magnoliopsida; Rosales; Cannabaceae. The transcript is spliced from 16 exons.
GAUUCUGUGUUGAUGUGGCAUAUAAUAAUCUUGUAUAUAUUUUCUUGCGUAGUGACUAGUUAACGUCCCUCAAACGCAAAAAACUCUCUCUCUCCCUUAAAUAUUAAACAAGAACACAUUUUUUUUCAUAGUUACAUCUUUGUAAUAACAUAAGACUUUGUUUACUCUCUCUCUCUCUCUCUCUCUCUCUCUCUCUCUCUCUUUUCUAUGGCAAGUUCUGUGGCUGCAGCAAGGCAUUCCCUUGGUCGUUUCAUGGACUCAGAAUCAGCCAAUUAUGGCAUAUCUACCUUACGGAUUUCUAGCAGGCCUUCCAAUUAUAUUGGUUUUCCUCAUAAAAGGUAUCAAUUAUAUGUACUGUCCAUGAAUGGUUGCAAAGGAAACCCAUAUUUCCCUCUCGGCACCAUUGGAACACGUACUCUUCCACCAGUUCCUUCUCAUUCAGUGGCUCUGGACAACCUCACCUCUGCCAUAUCAGACUUGAAACACAACCCACCUCCUUUCUCCUCUGGAAUUAUACGUCUUCAGGUGCCAAUACAGCAGCAGAUGGAUGCAAUUGAUUGGCUCCAUGCCCAAGACCAGCUUCUUCCUUGCUGUUUUUUCUCUGGUCGAAGCCCAAACGAAAGUUACAAUCUUUUUAUUGAAAAUAGCAAAAACAAUCAAAAUAGUUGUAACUCUAACUUGGUGAGUGUUGCCGGAGUGGGUUCCGCUGUCUUUUUCAGACAUCUUCAUCCUUUUUCAUAUAACGACUGGAAAUCCAUAAAGAGGUUUCUCUCCACAGAAUGUCCUUUGAUCCGUGCUUAUGGGGCUAUCCGCUUCGAUGCAAGAACUAACAUUUCAUCUGAGUGGGAGCCUUUUGGAUCCUUUUACUUUAUGAUUCCUCAGAUGCCAAAUGACAGGUUGAGUUUGAUGAGUUUGAAGAUAAGUCAAUGCUUGCUUCAACUGUUGCAUGGGAUGAUGCUCUUUCAUGGCCAUGGGAAAAGGCAAUCAAUGAACUUCAAGCUAGGAUUUCUCAGGCAGGUCUCUUCUAUGAUUAUAAAGUUAUCAAGGCAAGUUCCUAGGACAUUUGUAUUCAGCAGCAAACACACCCCAAGCAAGGAAUAUUGGGAUCUUGCUGUUAACCGAGCUUUAAAGAAAAUUAGUAGUGACUCAGCACUUACUAAGGUUGUUCUUGCCAGAAGCAGCAGAGUGGUGACUACUACUGAUGUUGACCCUGUAACAUUACUAGCUUGCUUACAGGGUGAAGGUAAAAAUGCUUAUCAGUUUUGUCUUCAGCCACCUAAUGCACCAGCUUUUAUUGGAAACACGCCAGAGCAACUGUUUCGCAGAAAAUGUCUAGGUGUUGAGAGUGAUGCUCUGGCUGCAACUUGUGCCAGAGGUGGUACAAUGACUGAAGAUCUGCAGAUAGAACUUGACUUACUUUCCAGUCCCAAAUAUCACCUUGAGUUUUCUAUCGUGCGUGAAAGCAUAAGACAAAAGUUAGAGGAUGUUUGCAAUUCUGUGAUAGUUGAACCUAAGAAAGCAGUGAGAAAACUCCCAAGAGUUCAACAUCUAUAUGCCAAACUAGUUGGCAAGUUAAGAAGAGAAGAUGAUGAAUUUCAAAUUUUAUCCUCUCUUCACCCAACUCCAGCUGUGUGUGGAUUUCCAACAGAGGAUGCCCGACUUUUAAUUGCUGAAACUGAAGUAUUUGACAGAGGAAUGUAUGCUGGCCCUGUUGGUUGGAUUGGAGGAGGAGAGAGUGAAUUUGCUGUUGGCAUUAGGUCAGCUUUGGUUGAAAAGGGUGUUGGUGCAUUGAUCUAUGCUGGAACAGGUAUUGUGGAAGGUAGUGAUCCAUCACAAGAGUGGAAAGAGUUAGAUCUCAAAGUUUCUCAGUACACCAAGUUGCUUAAACUUGAAGUUUCUCUAAGAGAAAAGGUUACUAGUUUUGAGGACUACUGGUUAUGAAAGGUAGCAUGGCACUUGUAUUUACAACAACAUUGAUUGGUAUUAUUUUCUCCAGUUAUAAAAUAUAAAUCUGCCUCCACUGGAGGCUAGCUGAAGUGAUUGGUGUAUUAGUGUAUGUGUAUGGGAGAGGAAAGAGGCUCCAUUACAUUGUACAAAGAAAAAAGAAAGUUUUCUGUUAGAAAAAAAUCUGUUGUAAUUUUAUUCUUAAUAAUUAAUGCAGCAAAAAUGAAUUUCCUUUUAUGGUUC